CUAAUACGGACGACCACAGUAUACCCUACCCAUGUCACACGUCUGUGAAGUUGGCGUAACUCUGAUCACUACACUAGUGUCUGACAAUGAUGGCGGACAAAGUCAGCUUGAUUAUUUUCUGCAUUCUUAUAUUUAUAUUUGGUAGUUUUGCAAAACCAAAGGAUCCGCAAUGUAAGUUUCCUCCGCAAUGGCAAAGCACGGUGUUUUUAGACUUCGGGAUGUUUAUGUCUGGUGUGUCUGGUCAUGCGUACGGAUCCGGGACAUUUUAUUACGAUUAUCCGAACAGACGCAUGAGGAUAGACAUCAAAGGCGUGGAAGAAAAUCCGGACAAACAAAAUUUCACCGUGUCGUUUAUGUGGCAUUUUAAUGAGGGUGCAACCUACUACAUUGAUUAUGACGGAAAGUUCUGUGAGAGAAGUUACCAAAUCGAUGCGGUGUGGAACCAGUGGGAGGGCAUUCCCCUUGCAUCAUAUCCCACCUACUUUGGAGGUAUAGGCGGAUUUAAAAAAAUAGUUGGACAAUUUGUUUUGGAUAUAAAAGACGAUCCCCCUACAGACAAUGGUAUUCGUGUUGUGAUGGAUGUUCAAGUGGGUGAUUGGUGCCCUCCCCUCCGUGUAAUGUUCCAGGACUUGCAUGACGACCCGUACGAAGGAGUAAUGUACCAGUAUGAAUUCAUGGAUCAUACCAACCUGAAGAACCCAGACGUGUUCAAAGCACCUUCCAACUGUACCAACACCACGUCUAUGAAUGAAGAGACAAGAAAAUUCCUACCAUUUCAACACCUUGAUUUUGUCAUGGAUUAGCGUUAUGAGGAAAUCAAGCACUUUCUAAGUGGUGAAUUGACUGAGUCAUCCAGCAUCAGACCACUCGGUAAUCAUGAUAUUAGCAUUACCAUGGCUCGAGUAAUAACUUAGAACGGAUUUUUUUUACUAUGAUUGUGGUAUUACAGUCAAUUAUUAUUCAAUCACCUAAAUAUUAAAGCAUGC
Molecule: messenger RNA, 986 nt
Organism: Mizuhopecten yessoensis (Yesso scallop)
Lineage: Eukaryota; Metazoa; Mollusca; Bivalvia; Pectinida; Pectinidae
Exons: 5
Coding region: 87-803 (238 amino acids)
Biological process (GO): cell-matrix adhesion
Cellular component (GO): lysosome; extracellular region
Molecular function (GO): calcium ion binding
Source: RefSeq, a predicted model, not a curated record